AGCCGCGCGAGACAACUCCAAAGUUUGACGGGCAGGAGAUCUUCUGCGACUCUAUGAAGACAGAUCCGAUUCCAUGGUUUCACAAGUUCGAGCUCACGCUGCAGCUGUCCAACGUCAAGGAACACAAGCAUCACGCCUACUUGUACUCUCGCUCAGGGGGCGCGUACCAGGCUUGGUUGGACAACCUCUUGUCAAAUUACGGAGAAGUAGCGGCCGACUUGCACACCAAGAUCAGUUGGGAUGAUCUAAAGGCGGCGUGGCACAAGCGGUUCCAGGUGGAGCCGCCAGAGAUCAAAGCCAUGGACAAGCUCAUGGUCUUCGAGCAAGGCACGCUGCCGAGUACAGACUGGAUCGCCGAGUACCAACGCUUGACGUCAGACCUAGACAUCCAAAUGGGCUUCAAGCCCAUCCGCCACUACUUCAUCUCGAGGUCAUGUCCGACAUUGAGCAAUGCCCUGACGCAUGUCGAGGACACCUUGACGACGACGGCGGAAUUAUUUGACAAGGCUGCGCAGAUCAUCGUCACGAACAAGGAGGCCAAAAACCUCCGUUCAUCUGCGUCAGGCCCGAGCAGGGACCAGCAUCGGCCAAGAGUGGCCGUGGUUGCAGCGGCAGCGCCGUUAGACCAAACCAACGAGGCUGUGUCUGCCAGUGAAGGGGACAGAUUCGCAGCCGCCCGGGAAGGUGGUCGCCCCGGCAGAGGCCGAGGACGCAGCAAGACGAAGACACGCACCGUUGGCCAAGCGUCCUACAACACUUUGCUGGAUAGCGGCGCGACUCGCAACUUCAUGAGCCAAUCCUUUAUGCAAAGGGUUGGCCUUGGCGCACAACUUCGGAAGAAGGCAAACCCGACGGCGAUCAAGUUGGCGGAUGGAAAGACGCAGCAACUUCUUGACCGUUACAUCGAGGCCGUACCGGUCUACUUCGCACCUCAUGCAUGCGAACAGGUAACAUUCGAUAUUCUCGAUAUGGACUUCGACAUCAUUCUGGGAAUGCCUUGGCUUGCAAGUGCGGAUCACACGGUCAACGUCCAUCGGUGGACUCUUAGCGUUCGCGACGCCUUCGACGCGGAAGUGGCGUGUACUAUUCCUCUACCGCACCCUUCGAUCCGGUGCCAAGUGGUGACGGCCAAAUCAUUCCGGGCGACUUGCGCUUAUGAGCAGCCCGAGGAGAUCGACCUAUGUUUCCUACGGACCGUCGCGGUAGCCGACUCUUCACCCACGGACUUGUCUUCGGACCCCCGUGUGGUGCGGUUGCUGGACGAGUUCGCCGACAUCUUCGAGUCACCUACCGGUGUGGUGCCGGAUCGGCCGAUCUCUCACGAGAUCAUUCUUAAGGCCGGUGCCGUGCCGCCGAAAGGUUGCAUCUAUCGGAUGAGCGAGGAGGAGCUUGAGGUACUCCGCGCACAACUCGACGAUUUGUUGGCCAAGGGCUGGAUCUGCCCGAGUAGCUCCCCAUAUGGAGCACCAGUUCUCUUCGUCAGGAAGAAGAACAAGGAUCUACGAUUGUGCAUCGACUACCGCAAGCUCAACGCGCAAACCGUCAAGAAUGCGGGGCCUCUUCCUCGCAUCGACGAUCUUCUCGAGCGACUAGGCGGUGCGAAGUAUUUUUCCAAGUUCGAUUUGAAAUCAGGAUAUCAUCAAAUCUCGAUCCGGCCGAACGAUCGCUACAUUUGGUGCAUUUUGCAUACUGCACACACCUAGCUGACCGAUGGUUAACCCGUGCGGAUUUCAAGCAACAACUCCAUACGUUCUCGCACGCUACGAA
Messenger RNA from Chara braunii, 1767 nucleotides. The record is from the annotation of a GenBank genome assembly. NCBI's taxonomy places the organism in Eukaryota, Viridiplantae, Streptophyta, Charophyceae, Charales, Characeae.